CACGCGCACACAAACUGACACAGAGUGUUGGCCAAUCAGAGGCAGGGUAGGAAACGGACUAACGAGAAGCUUCUUUUUACUUUCGGUUUAAUCUCGAUCCGUCUGAAAACUGACUCAGUCGUAGAAAUAGAAUCGUCUUUGAACUCUGAACUCUAAAUAAAUGUGCUGUGAUAUAUAUUUUAAAUGAUUCGAAUUUAAAUCAGGCACAGGCACGAAGAGCUGAGGAACCAUCGGUGCCUGGUGAUUUUGACGCCGGACGGAGAAGGGCGGUGCCGCGCUAACGGAGGUUCGUACUUCCACAGAAAAGAAUCUUCAUCAGCGGAAGGAGACUCAGGGAGUGCCCGCCUCACAGCUCGUUUUCUGAGGCAUAUUUGAAGUUUGAGUCGCUCCGGUUCCGAGUCGCGGACAUGGAUGGACACUCGAGUUCCGGGCCCGUCACGGUGCUGCUGCUCGCCGCCCUCACGAGCUCCGCGCUGGGCCAAGGUUCACUUUACUUCGAGGAAGGAAAACCCCUGGUCCUGACUCCUCCGAAGCACGGAACCGCCAUCACCGGCGUAGUGUGGCAGUUCAACGGGAACCUGGUGCUGGAGUGGGCGAAUAUGAAUGACAUUGUGUUCUUCGGCUCGUUUAAAGGACGGACCGAACUGGACCAGAGCACCGCACAACUGACCGUCAACAACGCCAAGCAAAGCGACGGGGGAGAUUACAAGGUGGAGAUCAACGGCGAAAUGCAGAGUCAAGUGUACACGGUUAGAGUGAUCAAGAAGGUGCCCAAGCCCAAGGUGGUGGUGAGGACCCCGUCAUGUGACCACACGUCCAGCCAAUGUACCCUCACCUGUCAGGGAGACACCUUCGUGACUCAUCCUCUCACCUACAGCUGGAGGAAGGACUCAGAUGAGUGGGGGCCGGAGCAGCAGAGCAUGGACCACAUCAUCUACAAUGACGAGAAGAUGAAAGGUGUAAAACAUAUCUCGUGCAUGAUGAAGAACUCUGUCAGCGAAGAGGAGAGCGACCCUUUUAAAAACCCAAUGUACAUCUGGCCUUGGCCCAACUGGCUGACUGCAGUUAUAAUCAUCAUCAUCAUCAUCCUUCUUUUACUCUUGCUUUUAUAUUUAUAUUGGAAGCGAGAAGCCAUCAAGAAAAGGUUAUGUGCAGAGUCAGGGCCUAUUUAGUGGAGGUCUGGAGUUCUGCUUUAAGUGAAAGAGAUGGAAGUCCAUCUGUUAAUCGACCCCUGAAUGGAAAGCCAAAUUAGAGAGAUUUACAUUCCUCAACCAAGGCCAUCAGUCUGUCUCACUAUGAAACACAGAGCAGAAGAAAAAAUGCUAGAUUAUACCCCAAAAUGAACUGAGCUCUUCUUUAAGUCGUGCCCCCGCCCUCCUCUAAACUUCACAGGACUCUGUUCAGUGGUUUCUUCGUGUUUCUGCUAAGGAGCAAACGCAGGUAAAACCACGACCUCCGUCCAGCUGAUGAAGCUCCAGCAUCACAUCUGGUCUCUGGUGCUUUGAAAAACUCAUCUAUUCAUUCCUGAAUUCUUCCUGCUGCAGAGCUCUUUUCAUUUUUUUUUUGUGAUAAAAUCAGAACCUUAGAGUUGAGGGCAGAAGCAAAAAAUUUAAAAAUCUGACUAUAUUGUGUUUUUUUUUUUUUUAAGUAACCAACUCUGUACAGGCUGUAGCUGUAUGGUAUUAAAAAUAUGAGACGGGUGAGAAAAAAUAAUUCAGUGACUGUCUCAAUUCAUAGUAUGACAGUGGUGGAAGAAAUAACGCUUUUUUUUUUUAAACCAAAGAAGUAAAAACAGUUUUGAAACAUUAUUUAACUAUUAUAUGUAAAGUCAGGGAAUCAAAAUGAACUUGAGCUGCUUUCAGACCUUCACUUAACUGCUAUUCAGAUGAAAUAUUCUGGAAGUUCUGUAUGUGAGAACAAAUGUCUGAGCCAGUGUCUCCAUGCAGCCUCUGAGUAAAAUGUAUUCAAAAAUAAUUUGGUAUGAAAUGUUGAUGUGUGAGGAAGAGUUAAUUUUAAUGACAUCACAUGCUUCAGCUUGUGAAUUCAUAUCUUAGCAGACACGUUUCCAUGGACACCCAUAUUCUGACCUUUACCAGAAUAAGACAAUCAGAAUAAGGCACUGCAUGUAAAGGGCAUGUUCUGAUGAAUUGAGCCUGAAUGAGAUCAUACUCAGACUAAUCAAUUAUCAAACUAAGAACUAUGGAGUAUUCUGCCUUUAGCCUCAUUAUGUUUAUGUGUUAAUCUCAUUAUAAUGUCCCAUUGGAGAUUUCACAGCAUUUUGUGUCAUCGACAUGCGACAGUUACCAACUGAUGACAACAUGUGUCCUGGAUUUGAGUGUAAACAAGAUUAAAAAAUAUAGAGCAUUUUAAAGUUUGUUAAAACCAGACAGAAAACUCUCAGAAGGGUAAAUUACAGAAUCGGGCAUUAAAUAAUUCCAGUGUGGAGUUUUAAAAUUCUAGUGGGAAUGUCAGACGAAUGACAUAAUGGACUCAAUCUUGACAUGUGAUAUCAUCAGUGUAACAAGUCACCAGGAUUAUGAAUGGAAUAUUAUAUUAGCAACGAGUGUCAACAUUAUAUUCAUAUUAUUGUCCUAUUCUGAAUAAGGCCAAUAGUUAAUGUUUUGUUGUUCAUGUAAACGCAAGUAGCAAUAUAAUAACUUCCUAAUUGAUAUGUUGAUGGAGUAAUCAGAUUUUUAUUGUGAUGGAAACUGGAAUGAGUAAUUCAAAGUUGACCUCCUGAGUAAAUGAUCUUCAUUACCUUCCACCGCUGCACAACUAUGACUGAACCAUGUUAAUUGAAGGUCAAAAGAGUUCCUGGCUUAUUAUAUGCAAUCUUCUGUAUGUUGUUAACUGUUUCUUCCUUUUAUCAAUUUGUAUCCUUCACUCAAGGCAGAAUAAUUGAAUGUAUUUUUUUAAACACAGCUUGUAGUGAGUCAGAAUAAUUUUCUGAUUAUUUUUCCAACAAUAUGCACGUACAGGGUCAAUGUGAAACAUUAAGACGCAUGUGUGUGAUUAAAUUCAACAACCAAGUCAUUAUCUAACUAAUACCAUGUUUUAUGCACUGACUGCUUCUGUGUAUUUAAAGUUAAUCCCUCUCUGCUCUGAAAAACAUCUUCCUCUCUUAACAAAAUGGAAAUCUGUUACGGAAACUUCCAUUUUGUCUUUGUUAUUUAUAGUUUCUCGCAUUUUAAAUGUUUGAAGCUGUAGAGUUGUGUGCCUUGAAAUUAAAUUUAUUUAGUUGAUAGUAUAAAA
Messenger RNA from Pleuronectes platessa (European plaice), 3252 nucleotides. RefSeq names its product SLAM family member 5-like. The record is from RefSeq and is a predicted model, not a curated record. The coding region runs from base 408 to 1172 and encodes 254 amino acids. NCBI's taxonomy places the organism in Eukaryota, Metazoa, Chordata, Actinopteri, Pleuronectiformes, Pleuronectidae. The transcript has a single exon.